Messenger RNA from Caenorhabditis angaria, 3981 nucleotides. NCBI's taxonomy places the organism in Eukaryota, Metazoa, Nematoda, Chromadorea, Rhabditida, Rhabditidae. The record is from the annotation of a GenBank genome assembly.
AUGGAACAACACUUUUCGGAUGUGAUUUCCAUCGAUUUGAAAAUUCAAAUUUCAAAAGUCAAACUCGAACACAGUUUUUCGAAUUUGGAACUUUUCUGGAUGUAUUUUGAUGGAGCUGUAAGAGAUGAGCAAAUUAAACAAUUAUAAUUUUUUGUAUCCAUUUUCUUAUUUCCCACCCAGAAAAGAGGUGAGGUUUUGCUUUAUUUUUUUCAGAAAAACGAAUUCCAAUUUUCAGAAUUAUAAUGAUUCAUGGUGUAUGUUUGGUCGAUUCUCAAAAUUAUGUAAAAGUUGUUGGACGAAACAUGUUUUGGUGAGUGAAAAAAUUAAUUACAAUUCUGAAAUUUCAGUUUGAAACUGAUAAAACAUCUAUAUUUCUCGGUUUUUUUUUCCGAAAAUCUUGAAAAAUCGUAGAUUUUAUCAUUGUCAAAUUGGAAUUUCAGUGGAAAUGCGGAAGCUUUUUACUAUCUCAAAUCAUUAGACCCCCAAUUUUUCACAUUUUUUUUCGGUAGAUCAAAUGGUUUUUCUCUCUAAAUCUCUCAAUUUUGCAUUGUAUUUCAUCAAUUUUUUUCUAGAAAAUGAUGUCAAAUCUCAAAAAAAUGCGUUGUGAAUUCUGGAAUUUCAUUUGGACAUUUUUUGGUGAGUUUUUUAUAUGAAAAAUUGAAAAUUUAUUAAAAAUUACUUGAAAUUCUGAAAUAUCCAAUGAAAAACGAAUAAAAUUUAGAGUUUUCUUGGUAUUUUUUUAAAUAAAAUAAAUAUUUUUCAGAUCGCUUUGACUUCUGACAACUUCGAAUAUCCACGUGGCAGUUAAAAAGGUGAGUAAACGAAAUGCCCAAUUUUUGAAUUUUUUUUAAAGUGUUUGCGACCUUAUUUUAUGAUGAGAUAACGAAAAAAACAUGCUAUUUAUUUCUCACUAGAAUUAACUUGAAAAUGAAUUUCAAUUUAGUCGAUUAGCUCGAUGCGGGAGCUAUGCCCAAUUUUUUGAAUUUUUAUUUAAAAACUUGGGAUUUUUCAGCAAAAACUCAAUUUUUUGGUUCCAGAUUUGUAGUCAGCAAUCUCGCUUCAACCGGCAUCCAACAAAUUCAACACCGAUUCGAUUAUGAUGAGUAUUUUAUUCGUGAAAUGUUUUCACUGGCAUAAAAAUCGGAAAAAUAUCACAAGAAUUUUGGUGCUUCCGAAGGUUCGAAUAAAACAAAAAUCCAGAUUUUUUGGUGAGUUUUUUUAUAUGAAAAAUUUAAGUUUGAUGAAAAAUAGUAGCUCGAAAUUCUGAAAUAUCCAAUUAAAAACUAAUAAAAUUUAGAUUUUUCUUGAUUUUUCAUUCUUUGAUUAGAAAAUCUUGAAAACUCCGUUUUAUUAGUUAUUUUUUGGAAUUUCAGUGGAGAUGCGGAAGCUAUGCCCAAUUUUUGAAUUUUUAAUAAAGUGUUUGCGACCUUAUUUUAUGAUGAGAUAACGAAAAAAACAUGCUAUUUAUUUCUCACUUGAAUUAAUUUGAAAAUGAAUUUCAAUUUAGAAGUUUUUUCGAAUAACCCUGGAAUCUUCAAUUAUCAGCCAAAAAUCGGGAGCUUUUUGGUGAGUGAAAAAAUGAGUUAGCUGAAAUUCUGAAAUAUCUUGUUUAAAAUUGAUUGAACUUCUGUUUUUCUUGAUCUUCUUUCUGAAAAUCUUGAAAAACUUGAUUUUAUCAGUUUUAAAUUAAAUUUUCAGCUAAGAUGAGGAAACAUUUUGCAAUCUCAAAUCAUUAGACCCCUAAUUUUUCUCAUUUUUUUCUGUAGAUCAAAUGAUUUUUCUCUCUAAAUCUCUAAAUUUUGCAUUGAAUUUCAUCGAUUUUUUUCUAGAAAAUUGUGCCAAGUCUCAAAAAAAUGCGUUGUGAAUUCUGGAAUUUCAUUUGGACAUUUUUUUGGUGAGUUUUUUAUAUGAAAUUUUGAAUUUUAUAAAAAAUUUCUUGAAAUUCUGAAAUAUCCAAUGAAAAACUAAUAAAAUUUAUAAUUUUCUUGAUUUUUCAUUCUUUGGUUAGAAAAUCUUGAAAAUUCUCCAUUUUAUUAGUUAUUUUUUGGAAUUUCAGCGGAGAUGCGGAAGCUAUGCCCAAUUUUUGAUUUUUUAAUCAAAAACUUUGAAUUUUGCAAACAAAUUUUCAAAAAAAAAUGGGGUUUUUAAAUAAAAUAAACCUUUUUUCAGAUCGCUUUGACUUCUGACAACUUCGAAUAUCGACGUGGCAGUUAAAAUGAGUGAGUACACGUUGUGAAUUCUGAAAUUUUCGAAGAUGAUAAAAUUCAGAAUAAAAAUUGCUUAUUCUAUACUCAAAAUGCUCAAAUUUCAUGAAAAUCCCAAAAUUUCCACCCAAAAAUGAAUUUGGAGCAAAAUUUAGAGCAUUUAGAACCCAGAUAUGAAAAAUUGAAGUUUUUUGUGCGAAAACCACUUCCACAUUAUAUUUAGUAUCGAAAUUCUCCAUUUUUGCACCACAAAUUCAUGCCACGUGUCAAAAUUUACCAUAACUCUAAUUUUUCCUAGGCAAAAACAUGGAACAACACUUUUCGGAUGUGAUUUCCAUCGAAGAAACUCUGGAAAAUCUCAAAAUUCAAAUUUCAAAAGUCAAACUCGAUCGCAGUUUUUCGUGCCUGGAAAUUCUCUGGAUGUGUUUCGAUUGAGCAGAAUGAGAAGGGAAUAUAUUAUUAUUCGAAUUCCAAUAAUUAGGUAAAAAUUGAUCCAAAAAUAGAAAAUGAUAUUCAUAGUUUUGGCCCCAAAAAAAUUAAUUGAAAUUCUGAAAUAUCCUGUUUGGAACUGAUUAAACUUCUAUUUUUCUUGAUUUUUCUCUUGAAAAUCUGGAAAAAUGGUUGAUUUUAUGAGUUUUAAAUUGGAAUUUCGGCCGAGAUGCGGAAGCUAUGCCCAAUUUUUGAUUUUUGUUGAAAACUUGCUUUUUUUCUAUAAAAAUUCAAUUUUUUGUUCCAGAUUGUCAGUGUUCAAAUGCUCUCCAACCGACAUCCCAACAAAUUCAACCUCGAUUCAAAUAUGAUAAGUAUUUGAGUCAUGAACUCGUUUUUGCUGGCAAAAAAUUCGGAAAGUUAUCAAUAGAUUUUUGGUGAGUUUUUUAUAUGAAAAAUUAAAAAAAAAUCGGCCCGAGUUUUUUCAAAACAAAAAAUCGGCAAAUUUUCAGACAAACAAUAUCAAUCAAUUCUCAUUGGAAGUUUUUUGAGCAGUGUUAUAGGACAAGUAAUUUUUGGUGAGUGCAAAAAAUAAAUUGAAAUUCUGGAAUUUUAGUUUGAAGCUGAUAAAACUGGGAUUUUCUUGAUUUUUUUAUGGUGAAAAAUCUUUAAAAGACGUAGAUUUUAUCAGUUUCGAAUUGGAAUUUCAGCGGAGACGCGGAAGCAUUUUACAAUCUCAAAUCAUUAGACCCCCCAAUUUUUCACAUUUUUUUUCGGUAGAUCAAAUGAUUUUGUUCUUUAAAUCUCUCAAUUUUGCAUAUGACAAAUUGAAAUUUGAUGAAAAAUAGCUUGAAAUUCUGAAAUUUCCAAUAAAAAACUAAUAAAAUUCAGAAUUUUCUCGAUAUAAUUUCUUGAAUUUUUUCUUGAAUAAUUUCUUGACAAAAUUUCAAAUUUCAAAUUGGUAUUUUUACAGAUCAAUCAGCUAGUUCAUUCGGUGGUAAUACAGUUUCGAUUCAAACAAAAUCUGGACAUUUUUUGGUGAGUUUUUUUUAAUAUGACAAAUUGAAAUUUGAUGAAAAAUUACUUGAAAUUCUGAAAUUUCCAAUAAAAAACUAAUAAAAUUUAGAGAUUUUCUUUGAUUAGAAAAUCUUGAAAAUUUUCCAUUUUAUUAGUUAUUUUUUGGAUUUUCAGCGGAGAUGCGGAAGCUAUGCCCAAUUUUUGAAUUUUUAUUCAAAUACUUUGAAUUUUGCAAACAAAUUUUCAAAAAAAAUGGGGUUUUUAAAUAAAAUAAACCUUUUUUCAGAUCGCUUUGACUUCUGACAACUUCGAAUAUCGACGUGGCAAUUAA